This is a messenger RNA of Syzygium oleosum, 630 nucleotides long. RefSeq lists its product as uncharacterized. The transcript has a single exon. The record is from RefSeq and is a predicted model, not a curated record. Bases 1 to 630 code for a protein of 209 amino acids. NCBI's taxonomy places the organism in Eukaryota, Viridiplantae, Streptophyta, Magnoliopsida, Myrtales, Myrtaceae.
AUGGGUAAUUGCGCUCCAUGCGGAUCAUCAUCAGUAAAAUUACCUACGUGCAAGAAAAAGAGCGUCCGGGUGGUGCAUUGGAAUGGCUACGUUGAAGACUUUGAGGAGCCCAUCACGGUGGGUGAGGUCACGGGCAAGCCGCCCGAGCAUUUCUUGUGCACCCCGGCUCAGCUCAUCUCGGCCGGGUCGAAGCCCAUGAAGCCGCACGUCGCGCUCGAGCCAGGCCGCAUCUACUUCUUGCUUCCCUACUCCGCUCUUCAGGCCGACCUGUCUCCCAUGGACUUGUCUGCAUUGGCGAGGAAACUCAUGGUGAAAGCAAAAGCUAGCCCAGGGAGACUGAAUGGCGCUAGUCCUGGGCAGAGUUCUCCAGCUCAGAGCAUCGAUCCUAGUCCAAUGUGGAACUCGCCCGGUCGGAAUUUGACUUCGGGUCCAUCAUGGAGUUCGAGUGCGUCUUCUAGUUCGCCGGGCCGGAGCCCGACGAGGUUAUUCAGUGCAGAUGCCGCAGUGGCAGGGCAGACUCAGAGGUCCGUAGGUGCUAAAUCAUGGAGGCCAGUUUUGGAUACCAUUGGAGAGAGGUCAUUUAAUAGGAGAAGCGAAUCGGAUUUGCAGGAGAAGUACUCCCGACAGUAG